CAGAUAUCGUAGCCUUGAAUUAACCAUUUCUUUGUUUGGCUUCAGGAUCCAUCAAUUACUGGGAGAUUAGGACUUCACCAAAUGUCAGUUCAGAAAACUAUCAAACUCAACUCCGGCUACACUAUUCCAACAAUCGGGCUGGGUACGUGGCUUAUCCCUUCGUCAGCGGCACCGAGCGUUGUUUACAAGGCCUUGGAAGCUGGGUAUAGGCAUUUCGAUACAGCAAUAUACUACCAGAAUGAACGAGCCGUGGGAGAAGGGAUUGCGAAGUGGUUGAGCGAGGAUUCUGGCAGACAGAGAUCCGACGUGUUCUACACGUCAAAGCUGUGGACAUUUGACACAUACGCGAGAGCGAAGAAGGAGAUCGAGGCCGCAUUGGGAGAGAUUGACGAUACCCUGGGCUACAUUGAUCUGCUGUUGUUACACUCUCCUAUGGGCGGACCAACUGCUAGAAGAGAGGCGUGGAGAGCUCUGCAGGAGGCUGUUGAAAGCGGGAAAGUCAAGUCCAUUGGUAUCUCAUCCUGGGGCAAGCACCACAUUGACAACUUGUACGAAUGGGAUGGGUUCAAGAUUGAGCCUGCCGUCAACCAGAUCGAGGUCCACCCAUGGUGUAUGAGACAGGAGUUGACUGAUUACUGUAAAUCUAAGGGUAUCCAGAUAGAGGCUUAUUCGCCUCUGGCACACGGCGAGAAACUACGUGACCCAACAGUCGUCUCUAUUGCAAAGAAGUACAAGGUGUCUUCAGCCCAGGUUUUGAUCCGUUGGAACUUGCAAAAGGGGAACAUUCCACUUCCAAAAUCGUCCAACAUUGAUAGAUUGCGCUCAAAUUUGGAAGUCUAUGACUUCGAGCUGACCCCAGACGAAGUUGAGAAGAUCAGCCACCCAGAAGUCCACGAGCCAACGGACUGGGAAUGCACCGGUAUGCCGUAAAUGAAACCUUUGUUACUGUUAUAACACCAACGAGCCCAAAGAGUGAAAGCCCUAACCGUAGCAGCAUCGAUAACCUGUCAUAAGCCAUCCGUACACCACAACAUCCGGACAUCCCACCCGGACACCACCUCUUGCUAGAUCACCCGGACACCACCCCUCGC
Messenger RNA from Williopsis jadinii, 1091 nucleotides. RefSeq names its product aldo-keto reductase superfamily protein. The transcript has a single exon. Gene Ontology annotation, molecular function: oxidoreductase activity. The record is from RefSeq and is a predicted model, not a curated record. The coding region runs from base 82 to 930 and encodes 282 amino acids. Lineage: Eukaryota; Fungi; Ascomycota; Saccharomycetes; Phaffomycetales; Wickerhamomycetaceae.